AUGUCCAUUCAAGACAAAGCAAAAGCUAAUUUAAAAAAACACAUCAAAAACUUACACUUGAACAACGAAGACGUUAAAUGGUACAAAUGCAAUCAGUGUUCUUUCAAAACUAAGUAUAAAAUAUCCUUAAACGUACACGUAGGAAUCAAACAUCUAGAUGAAGAAAAAAUUAAUUGCGCCAAAAUGGAAGCUUAUCACUGUAAAGACUGUGAUUUUAAGACAGAAGUGACACUUGUGUUUGAACAACACAUUAAUGAACAUCACGGCCCUAAGAGAGAAUCUAGAGAGGAAACAUCUAGUGAGGAAUCUACUUGUGAGGAAACAUCUAGUGACGAAACAUCUAGUGAGGAUUCCAGCAUAGAAAACUACGUUGGCGCAAGAUAUUGCUUUGAGCCAAAUCUGUCGUUAAAGUCGUUUGAGGAUACUUCAGCAUCCACGGGAACGGAAGAAAAUCUUCAAAGUGUGAGUUCUUUGAAAGAGAGUGCCACACACAAUUCCGACUUCAAGCAAACUGAUGAAAUACCUUUGUAUAAGUGCGCUAAAUGUUCCUACAGAUCUGAACUCAAGGAAUCUUUAAAACAUCACAUUGAAAAUAGUCAUGCCAGCAAACAAAUCCAUUUAGAUGAGCAAGAAGCUGAAUGGCACAAGUGCCAAAAAUGUCAGUUCAAGAGUAGAGCAAAAGGGGAUUUAAGACAACACAUAAACUACAUACACUUGAACGACGAAGACGUUAAAUGGUUCAAAUGCAAUAAGUGUGAUUUCAAAACUAAGCGUGGAACAGCUUUAAAAAGCCACGUAAUUGUCAAGCAUCUAGACGACUCAGAAAUUAAGUGGACAGCCUGUGACGACAUCCUCCUGUCACACAUCUCUCUCGUGCAUGGAGGGAUUACAAGGAAGCUAUCCUUGGCUGAUCACUAUUUGAAUUUUGCGCGUCUAAAUUUUAGGAAUUAUCAAUCGCAACACGUGGAAAAUCUUCACAAUUGUAAAGUGUAUCCUUAUUUUUCAUCUUCGCUUUUCCUUAUGGCCAACCACAUGAGAAGACACUGUUUCCCCCAGGAAACAUUUACUUGUAACAACGCCAAAAUAGAAGCUCAUCACUGUAAAGACUGCGAUUUUAAAACAGAACUAACAGUUUUGUUCAAACAACACAUUCAUAAAUAUCAUAGGCUUAAGAAAGAAUAUAAAGAUGAUUUAUUAUGUGCCGACUUCCGCAUACAAACCUACGCUUGCGAAAAAUGCAACUUUAAAACAAAUCUGUCCUUGAAGUGGCUUCAGCAUACUUCAGAAUGCACGGGAACGAAAGAAAAUCAUCAAAGUGUGAGUUCUUUGAAAGAGAGUGCUACAUACAAUUCCAACUCCGAGCAAACUGACGAAGUACGUUGGUUUUAUUGCGCCAAAUGCUCCUACAAAGGUAAACUCAAAAAACAUUUAACAGGUCACAUUUGGGAUUCCCAUUCGACCAAGCGGCAUGAAUGCGACAAAUGCUCAUAUAAAUGUAAAAGAAAAACGAAUUUAACACGUCACAUAAAUAACUUGCAUUUGAACCACAAAGACGUUAAAUGCUACAAAUGCAAUCACUGUUAUUUCAAAACUAAGCAUGAAGAAGCUUUAAAAAGGCACGUACAAGUCAAGCAUCUAUAUGACGAUGACGCAAAAAUUAAGUGUCCCAAUUGUUCCUACAGAACCAAACGAGCAUCCAAUUUAAAAAGUCUUGUAGUUUAUAAUCAUUUGAAUGAUGAGGAAAUUAAGUGGUGCAAAUGUGAAAACUGUUCAUACAAAGCAUCUUUGAAAAUUAGCAGUGAAGUAAAUGUCGUCGUGAAUUCGAAGAGGGAAAUGCUGAGUUUAUCUUUUAUGUGUUCUAUGGCUUCAAUUUUGGAACGUUUAAACUCGGACAUGCCUCUCAAAGCGACGUGUGUACCGAACGACAUUUUGUGA
Messenger RNA from Zophobas morio, 1935 nucleotides. Its product is annotated as zinc finger protein 462-like. The coding region runs from base 1 to 1935 and encodes 644 amino acids. Gene Ontology annotation, biological process: positive regulation of transcription by RNA polymerase II. The record is from RefSeq and is a predicted model, not a curated record. The transcript has 7 exons. Gene Ontology annotation, cellular component: nucleus. Lineage: Eukaryota; Metazoa; Arthropoda; Insecta; Coleoptera; Tenebrionidae.